GCCCCGGCCGGCUGGGCGGCUGGCUCCGCGCAGCAGGGUCUGGUGUCUGUGGCUCAAGACCGUUGGCGGGUCGCGGUUGUGAGCCACCACCACCUUCAGUCCCCCCCAUCCCCAAACCCCCUACAAGUGGCCGUGCGGGAGGCCAUGGAGCAGCCGUGGCCACCGCCGGGACCCUGGAGCCUCCCUCGGGUCGAGGGGGAGGCGGAGGAGGAGAGUGACUUGGACGUGUCCCCCGUUUCCCCCCGCUGCCCGCAGCUGCCGGGCGGUGGCGCCCAGCUGUAUGGCCAUGGGAUUGAACUGGCCUGCCAGAAGCAAACGGAGUGCAUGAAGAGCUCUGUGGCCUGCAAGUGGAAUCUCGCCGAAGCCCAGCAAAAACUGGGCAGCCUCGCGCUUCACAACUCCGAGUCCCUGGAUCAGGAGCAAGCCACGGCGCAGACAGCCGUCUCCGAGCUGCGGCAGCGGGAGGAGGAGUGGCGGCAGAAGGAGGAGGCCCUGGUGCAGAGAGAGAGGAUGUGUUUGUGGAACGUGGAUGCCAUUAGCAAGGAUGUUUUUAAUAAGAGUUUCAUUAAUCAAGAUAAAAGAAAAGAAACAGAAGAUGAAGAUAAAUCAAAAUCAUUUAUGCAGAAAUAUGAGCAAAAAAUCAGACAUUUUGGUAUGUUGAGUCGUUGGGAUGAUAGUCAGAGGUUUUUGUCUGACCACCCGUACCUUGUAUGUGAAGAAACCGCUCAAUAUCUUAUUUUAUGGUGUUUUCACCUAGAAGCUGAACAGAAAGGGGCUUUAAUGGAACAAAUAGCACAUCAAGCUGUUGUAAUGCAGUUUAUUAUGGAAAUGGCCAAAAACUGUAAUGUGGAUCCGAGAGGGUGUUUUCGUUUAUUUUUCCAGAAAGCCAAAGCAGAAGAAGAAGGAUAUUUUGAAGCAUUCAAAAAUGAACUUGAAGCUUUCAAGUCAAGAGUCAGACUUUAUUCUCAAUCCCAAAAUUUUCAACCUGUGACAGUUCAGAAUCAUGUUCCCCAUUCUGGUGUUGGAUCAAUAGGUUUAUUAGAAUCCUUACCACAGAAUCCAGAUUAUCUUCAGUAUUCUCCCAAUACAGCUCUCUGCAGUUUAAACUCAGUGGUACAUAAAGAAGAUGAUGAACCCAAAAUGAUGGACACUGUAUAAUUUGGUUAAGACUGCUGAGGCCAAGUGCUAUUUUGUUACAAGAAAGGAAGAACUUGGCUAUUUUCUUGACACUUUUAUGGGUGCUGCACUUUAUUUUUGUUUGGUUUUUGAUGGGAGCGGAAAAAAACUGAAACGUUUUGUAACUUUUUUUAAUGUGCUGCUAGGUUUUUUUGUUUUGUUUUCUGAAGAGAGGAGUGAUACCGUAUGUUGCAGGAAGUCAAACUGGACUUUUUUCUUUUGGCUACUAAAUUUGCCUUUAAUCUUAAUAUUGUUCUCUAUUUUGGAAUCAAAGUAUGAAAAUGUGCACAAAUGCAAUGUUUACAAGAACUGGUUGAUUCUAGGAGGCAUCUGCUACAGUCUCUUUUAUAUGGAUGUAUAUAUGUCCUACUCUAUAAAAACGAUUAAAGAGAAAAAUGUACUUGUAUUCUGCUAAUUUAGCUGUCAAAGAUCUGGUGUGUCGUCACAUUAAAAGCAAUAAAUCAGUAGUUGGUAAUCUACUAAAUAAGAUGGGGUCCUUUAAAAAUAAUACUACAUUCGUAUUUUCGGCACCGUCAAUAGAAUCCUUGACUGUAACAUACUUUGGAAUAAUGUUACAUUUACCUUCAAAGUAUUCUCAAAACUGUAUUUUUACGUUGUUGACUUUUUAAUGUUAAAGAUUAUAGGGAUAUAAAAAUUACAAACUAAUGAUAGGCUUCUUGUUUUGCUUUCUUUUGUUUUGUUUUUGGUAAGAGCAGCUUUAAGCUCACCCUCCAGUUUCCUUGCUUAACGUGGUCCGGGAUCUCUCAGGGAACAAGUUUUAAAGGGGGCUGAAAGAACAAGCAACAAAAACACCUGAUUUUUAAAAUCAUGGCUAUUGUUUGUUUCACUCUGAUAUAGCCUUUCCAAAAGGACUUCUUCUCAAAGGCAAGGGAACUCUUGUGGAGCUAACUGCUGUGAGCUGCCAGCUUCUUGUUUCUAAGAAUUUGGUAAUCAUGGUUGGUGAUGGUAGCUUUUAUUCCAUUCGUUAUUCCUCUCUUUAGUUCAGUUCCCAUAGAAUGCUUCUAAGCUUUAAUACUUCUAUGUGAUU
Molecule: messenger RNA, 2224 nt
Organism: Ochotona curzoniae (black-lipped pika)
Lineage: Eukaryota; Metazoa; Chordata; Mammalia; Lagomorpha; Ochotonidae
Gene: CDC37L1
Product: cell division cycle 37 like 1
Exons: 7
Coding region: 145-1158 (337 amino acids)
Biological process (GO): protein stabilization; protein folding
Cellular component (GO): cytoplasm
Molecular function (GO): protein-folding chaperone binding; heat shock protein binding
Source: RefSeq, a predicted model, not a curated record